Pelodiscus sinensis (Chinese soft-shelled turtle) is the source of this 2419-nucleotide messenger RNA. The record is from RefSeq and is a predicted model, not a curated record. Lineage: Eukaryota; Metazoa; Chordata; Testudines; Trionychidae.
ACGAGGUUUACGGAAGCGGUUGCGAAACAUCUGCGGUGUGUCCGAAUCUAAACGAAUAAUUCGGCGAUCCCACAAAGGGGCCGUUGGGGCCGCUAAGCCGUGACCCCGGAAGGGAUUGUCUGAGGCGGGGAAAUUUUGAAAGAAAUGUGGCCUGAAAAUCGGGACAAAGAUUAAGAGUGAAUGUUCGUGCCGUGGGGAAAGGAGGAAAACUCCACAGAACGCGGGAUUUCUGGGCGAAGCCUCCCGCGCCGAAGCAGCGCGGAGCAGUUGAGGAAGGAAACGUUUCAAAAUGGCGGCCGAUCAGCAGAAAGGGCUGAACUUAAAAGGAAGCUUUAGAAGAAAAACAGAACUUCUCCGGACUGAAGAGCACAACUUCCUAAAGAAAAACAAAAUGUCUCCUAAACCAAAAAAGCUUUUUAACAUAAUUAUGUUAGGAGUUGCUUUUAUGUUUAUGUUUACUGCCUUCCAAACUUGUGGAAAUAUUGCGCAAACUGUUAUCACGAAUUUGAACAACACAGAUUUUCAUGGCAGUGGUUAUACCAGCAUGGCCAUUAUUUAUGGAGUGUUCUCUGCAUCAAAUCUUAUUUCACCUUCAGUUGUUGCUGUAGUAGGACCUCAAUUAUCCAUGUUUAUUAGCGGUGUAUUUUAUAGCAUAUACAUUGCAGUUUUUAUCCAGCCAUUCACGUGGUCCUUCUACACUGCUUCUGUUUUCAUUGGGAUAGCAGCUGCUGUACUUUGGACUGCACAGGGAAAUUGUCUGACAAUAAAUUCAGAUGAAAAUACCAUUGGGAGAAACAGUGGAAUCUUCUGGGCACUUUUACAGUCCAGCUUGUUUUUUGGAAAUCUUUAUAUAUACUUUGCUUGGCGUGGGAAAACACACAUAUCAGAGAGCGAUCGCAGGACUGUCUUCAUUGCUCUAACUGUCAUCAGUCUCGUGGGCACAUUUCUUUUUUUUCUGAUUAGGAAACCAGAGGAGUCAAACACACUGAAGGAAGAAGUCUCCUCCACUGAUGAAAACAUCAUAAACAACUUGUCUGACCAAAGCAAAGCAACGAAGGCAGUGGAUGCAUUUAAGAGAUCUAUUAAGUUAUACUUCACGAAAGAGAUUUUGCUCCUUAGUGUUACAACGGCUUAUACAGGUUUGGAACUAACAUUCUUUUCUGGAGUAUAUGGGACCUGUAUUGGUGCUGUGAAUAGAUUUGGCACUGAAGAGAAAAGUCUUAUUGGACUCUCUGGUAUUUUUAUCGGCAUUGGGGAAAUUGUAGGAGGAGGAUUCUUUGGCUUAGUGAACAAAGAUAACCGCUUUGGCAGGAACCCAGUUGUGAUGCUUGGCAGUGUGGUCCAUUUUAUAGCCUUUUAUUUAAUUUUUUAUAACAUACCAAAUGAUGCCCCCAUUGCUUCCUUUGAAGGAACAGAUAAUAUGGCUUAUAUGAAUCCAAGCAAAGAGGUGGCCAUUUUGUGCAGCUUUCUGUUGGGACUAGGAGAUAGCUGCUUUAACACCCAACUCCUCAGUAUUUUGGGGUUCCUUUACUCAGAGGACAGUGCACCUGCCUUUGCUGUCUUCAAAUUUGUCCAGGUAUUAUCUUGUGUUUAAGUAGCAAAAUCAGACUGUGUAUAUGAACAUGUCUUUUGGUAGUGAAUAAUUAGUAUUCUACUGAAAUAAUUCCGAAUUUUUUUUUUAGUGAGCUCAAUAAAUUUAAUACUAUCCUUCCCAGAAAAGAUGCAAACCUGUUCUGUUUUAUGUGCAAAAACUGGUUCAAGUAGUAGCAAGGUUCCCAGUUGCCAGCCCUCCUGCGACUGAACUCCUGGCUGCCUGGGCUCUGGUUCAGGAACACCAGAGAGUCCUGGUUUUGAGAGGUUCAACCCAUACCACAGGUCACUUGAAUCAUAGAAUCAUACCUGGUUGUGGUACAACCAGUUGUGCCUAGCACUUAGUGAGGGGAGCAUGGGUAUAAGAAGAAUUGAAAUGGUCAUUUUAGAUGUUUUAAAUCAUCACCCCAAAAUAUUUAUAAUUCUGCCAGUUGUGGACUAAAUUAGAAGCCCUUCAUCUAAAUGAAUGCUUUAUCCUAUUCGGAAUGGGUUGUGUUGAUUAACUAGCAGACACUGAAUCCAAGUGGAUUCCCUCUAAAAGAAGAAAGCUUUCAGGUUUUGAGUUUUCCUAGAUCAUUUUUUGUGAUCCUCAAAAAACUGAGUCAUGAAGGACUGGCAUGACUUGCCCAGAGUCACACAGUAAGUUAGAUCUGGGAACCGAGCCCAGGUGUUCUAACUGCCAGCGAUGUGUUUAAGCCAACUACAACAAGCUGCCAUGUUUGUAAGGACUUUUAUUAUUUCCAUUGAUUUGCUGAUGCACCAUUCUAUUUUGAUACCAUUAUCCAAAUAGUUAAGUAUUUACGGUGAUGAUGGGUAAUGCUAACAAUAA